GCUCGCCGCUGAUUGGGGCGGCGCGAACCCCGGAAGCGCAGAUCAGCUGAGCGCGCGUGACCCUCGGACUCUCCCCACAGCUCCCAGCCCCGGGAGACCGCCGUGACGGCACCCCGCCGUCGGCUGACGGCGCCCCGCCGCGCCCCCCUCCUCCUCGACCGUCCCGCCGCACCGGCGGGAUGGCGGCUCGCGGGGACGACCAGAGGGCCGCGUUGCUCGGCGCGGGCGGACGGGCGGAAUGCUCCCCGGGCCUCCCGGCGCCCGGCGCGGGAUCCGUGAACGCGCCGGCGCUGGGCGGCGACGGAGGAGGAGGAGGAGGAGGAGCCGAGGGAGGGACGGCAGCAGCUGGAGCGGUGUUCAUCGUGGUGAACGCGGCGCUCGGCGCGGGGCUCCUCAACUUCCCGGCGGCAUUCGGGGACGCCGGCGGCGUCGUGGCCGGAUUCUCCCUGCAGAUGGUGCUGCUGGUGUUCAUCGUGAGCGGCCUGCUGGUGCUGGCGCUGUGUGCCGGCCGCUCGGGCGCCCGCACCUACCAGGAGGUGGUCCGGGCGCAGUGCGGAGCGCACGCCGGCGCCGUCUGCGAGGGCUGCAUCGCGCUCUACACGUUCGGCACCUGCGUGACCUUCCUCGUCAUCGUGGGCGACCAGCUCGACAUGCUGGUACAGGCCGUGUCUCACCGGACUCACGUUGCGCCCGUGCCCUGGUUCUGUGAUCGCCGCUUCACGAUCUCUGUGGUCUCCGUGGUUCUCAUCCUCCCGCUCUGCUUCCCCCGCGAGAUUGGAUUCCAGAAAUACGCCAGCUUGUUCGGGGUGCUGGGCACGUGGUACGUCACGGGAGUCAUCAUCGUCAAGUUCUUCCUGGGCGGGUACAAGCACGGGGAGAUCAUAACGAGGCCUUCCUCGCUGGCUGCUGUGUUCAACGCCAUUCCGACCAUCUGCUUCGGGUUCCAGUGUCACGUGAGCAGCGUGCCCAUCUAUCACAGCAUGCGGCGCCCGACCCUGGCUCGCUGGGGUGGCGUCGUCACGGCCGCCACCCUCAUCUGCCUCCUCGUCUACACGGGCACGGGGGUGUGUGGGUAUCUGACAUUUGGGGCGAGCGUCAGCCCCGACGUGCUGCUCUCCUACCCCUCGGGUGACGUCGCCAUCGCCAUCGCGCGUCUCUUCCUCAUCGUCACCGUGCUCACCUCGUACCCCAUCCUGCACUUCUGUGGCCGGGCGGUGUUGGAGGGGCUGUGGCUGCGCUGGACGGGCGUCUGCACGGAGGCGGAGCCGCCGGGCCGCGAGAGGCGGCGGCGGGCCGCUCAGACGCUGGGCUGGUUCCUCCUGUCGCUGCUGCUCGCCAUCUUCACGCCGGACAUCGGCCGCGUCAUCGCCCUCAUCGGGGGCCUCGCCGCGGCCUUCAUCCUCAUCUUCCCUGGCCUCUGCCUGCUGUGCUUCGUGCUCAACACGGAACGUGAAAGCAUCUUGGCCAGGCUGCUGCUGGGCUGGAGCUGCGUGAUGGUGACGCUGGGAACUUUCCUGCUGGUGCAGAGCACCGCGGCCGCCAUCGAACGAGACGUUCGCCACCACUAGCAGCACCACCACCACAACAACAACUAGCACAACCACCACUAGCACAACCACUACCACUAGCACAACCACCACCACAACUAGCACCACUGCCACUAGCACAACCACCACCAGCACC
This is a messenger RNA of Petromyzon marinus (sea lamprey), 1683 nucleotides long. RefSeq names its product sodium-coupled neutral amino acid transporter 7-like. Gene Ontology annotation, cellular component: membrane. Gene Ontology annotation, molecular function: L-asparagine transmembrane transporter activity; L-glutamine transmembrane transporter activity. The record is from RefSeq and is a predicted model, not a curated record. NCBI's taxonomy places the organism in Eukaryota, Metazoa, Chordata, Hyperoartia, Petromyzontiformes, Petromyzontidae. Gene Ontology annotation, biological process: amino acid transmembrane transport.